UCACACGAUUAGGGCUAGUAGCACAAUACCGUCAGCUGCAGCAGGGGCCCACACACAGGUGUGCUUUUGCCUUUUGCAAAGAAAAUGGCGGGAAAAUAGCACACACAAUCCAUCUCCAUCGCCUCACUUGAAACCGUCGGAGAACAACAACAAUGGAGGCAGAACCAAAACCGUCAUCAUCAUCAUCGUCGGAAUCGUCUAUUUGCUGGCGAAAACAGCUGGAUGCGAACCUUAAGAGGCUUCAAUCUCUUCUAUUCGGAGCAGAUAUCGCUAUCCAGAAAGGAGAUUACAGUUACGCUCAGCUACUCUCUCUCCGUCUCAUCGGUUUUCUCGAUUCUCACUGUCUCAACGACGAAGAUGAAGCGCUCAUUCGUCCGAUUCGCCGUGAAGCGGUUUCGAAACUCGAGUCGGCUCGUCAAUCGCUCCUUGCUGACUCGGAUCGUCAAGCUUUUGAACAAGCCGGUAAAGAUGCAGGGUUUGUUUUCCACAAGCAAGGGGAUAUCAACAUUGAGAAAAUUAAGGAAUCAAAAUAUUUCAAAGCUCUUCUGAAACAUUCUAAAGUAAACACUCUAAACGAGGACGAUGAACAUGUAAGGCAAGAAGAUAUCAGUCGCAAGGCAUUAAAAGGUCUUUUACCUGUAAAAGCAACAUUGUAUGGAGGCAUUUUAGGGAAAAAUAAUAGUACGUAUAAUAGUUCUGUUGAGGUUCGUGGUUCGUCUACAUAUAUCAAUGCUGAUGAGGACAGAACAAAUGGAAGUCACUUGAGAUCGAAGCGAGCUCACAUGGAAAUCAGUAGCCCAAAGAUUGAAAAAGUCACGUCUCCAUCAAGUAACAGUGAAGCUACUGGCAAUGGAUUUGUUACUGCUAGAACAAAACUGGAAUUGGAUGUAAGACAAAAAAGAGGAUUGACUGGAUCACCGAAUCCUUCAGUCUCUCCACAAAGUGAUGGAACUAACAGAGGCUAUGGUGUCAAAUCCUACGGAACACGUCGUGGAAUACGUGGUUUUGUACCGCCGAUUAAAUCCAACGGUGGUAACACUGGUAAUGUAACCUCACGUGCAUCAAAAGGUGACGAUGCAUUAGAUGAUUCCACAAAAAGAUGCAUGGAUAUGCUAUGUGGUCCUGAUGGUGAACUUCCAGAGAAGUUAAGGAAUCUAGAGCCUCGCCUUAUUGAGCACAUUAGUAACGAGAUAAUGGAUCGAGAUCCUAACGUUCGUUGGGAUGAUAUUGCUGGGUUACAUCAUGCAAAAAAAUGCGUAACUGAGAUGGUCAUAUGGCCUUUGUUGCGGCCUGAUAUAUUUAAAGGAGUCCGUUCUCCAGGACGAGGGCUUCUAUUAUUUGGCCCCCCAGGAACAGGUAAAACGAUGAUAGGUAAAGCAAUUGCUGGAGAGGCUAAAGCAACGUUUUUCUACAUAUCUGCGAGUUCACUAACCAGUAAAUGGAUUGGAGAAGGUGAAAAGCUAGUGAGGGCUCUAUUCGGAGUUGCCAGCUGUCGGCAGCCAGCUGUAAUAUUUGUGGAUGAAAUAGAUUCACUGCUGUCCCAGCGCAAGUCAGAUGGUGAGCAUGAGUCAAGCAGGCGAAUGAAGACACAGUUUCUUAUAGAAAUGGAAGGAUUUGACAAUGCGAAUGAACAAGUUCUACUCAUAGGAGCAACAAAUAGACCGCAAGAAUUAGAUGAGGCUGCUAGGAGGCGGCUUACCAAACGACUCUAUAUCCCGCUUCCUUCUUCAGAAGCGAGAGCCUGGAUAAUACGUAAUCUUUUAAUGAAGGACGGGCUUUUCAAUCUAUCGACAGAGGAGAUUGAUAGCAUAUGCAAAUUAACUGAAGGCUAUUCAGGAUCCGACAUGAAGAAUUUAGUGAAAGAUGCUUCCAUGGGCCCACUGAGAGAAGCUAUGAGAGACACAAAAAUCACCGAACUUAAAAAGGAGGAUAUGAGACCAGUUACUCUACAGGACUUUGAGAAUGCACUGCAAGAGGUGAGACCUUCUGUUUCUGUUAAUGAACUUGGGACAUAUGAAAGUUGGAACAAUCAGUUUGGGAGCUUAUCGAUUUAGCUUUGAAGUGACUGGUUAGAUAGUUGAAGGCCACACUCGUAAUAUUGAAAGCCUGUGACACAAGCCAUGUUAUAUGUUUAAUUUUAAAAUCCGAUAUUAUCUUACAAGGCGUGUUUAGACGGUUGGGAUGAAGGAUUCCAUCCAUGAUGAGGAAAACCACUUGCCAUGGAAGAUGAUUUAUGGUUUGAUGAACAUAUCUGGCGGGUCACAUAAGAUAUUGUAAUAGGUUUGGGUCGGGUUGGGUUGGGUUGGGUUGUGUUGAACUGUUGACUAACAUUUUCUUAUAUACUUCUUUAUAGAUGAUUAAUAUGCCAAGUAUAAUAUGAAAUUGUGUUAUCAAAUUGCAAA
Molecule: messenger RNA, 2402 nt
Organism: Helianthus annuus (common sunflower)
Lineage: Eukaryota; Viridiplantae; Streptophyta; Magnoliopsida; Asterales; Asteraceae
Product: ATPase family AAA domain-containing protein FIGL1
Exons: 13
Coding region: 153-2054 (633 amino acids)
Molecular function (GO): ATP binding; ATP hydrolysis activity
Source: RefSeq, a predicted model, not a curated record